GCGCAUCUGUUAGAUAUAUUUGAGGUAUAUAUGUAGGUUUUCCCGUAUAUUUGCAGUUAACUGCUACGAGUAGGAUGAUCUCGAUACCCGCGUCGAGAAAUAUGUAUAAUAUCCGCUGCACCGGCCGGUAACUGGGCGACUGCACGAUAAAAUUACUAGAGAGAUGAACCCACGGAUUAACCAACGCACAUGUGAUCAGCCUGUCUCUUUCGCACGCAUGACGUCACUCGGUCACAAAAUUCCCCAGAGAAUGAUAAUGCCACGUCAAUAUCAAAGACAUACUAAUCGGCAGAACUGGAGUGAGGACGCUAUGUCAAGAGCGCCAGAAGCAAGUCGAAAUGGAAUGCCGUAUAAGAAAGCUAGUAGAGAGUCUGGUGUUCCUGUAAUGUCGCUAAAAAGAAGAGACAAGGGUAAAAAUAAAAUCGCGGUUGGCGCAGUUAAGGCUUUGGGCAGUAGAAAAACUGUAUUUACACCUGAGCAAGAGAAUGAGCACAUUGAGCACGUGGAAGACAUGGAAACAAGUAUGUACGAGCUAACCAAAAAAGACAUUCUCGGUUUGGCUUACCAGUUGGCCGAGAAAAAUAAAAUAGCUCACCCAUUCUCAGUUGAAAAAGGAAAAGCUGGUGCGGACUGGUUGAGAGGGUUUCGACAACGGCAUUCCCAUAUAGUUCUGCGUAGUCCGGAAUCAACAUCAGCUGCUCGUGCAACAGCUAUCAACAAAAAAGUCGUUGACAUUUUUUUUUCUAUUUUAAAAGACACUCAGGAGAAAAAGAAUAUUCCUCCACAUAGGAUUCUUAAUGUUGACGAGACCACUCUAUGCAGUGUGCCAACUAAAAAUACAAAAGUGAUUGCUAAAGUUGGACGCAAGCAAGUGGCGAGAGUGACUUAG
This is a messenger RNA of Acanthoscelides obtectus, 889 nucleotides long. NCBI's taxonomy places the organism in Eukaryota, Metazoa, Arthropoda, Insecta, Coleoptera, Chrysomelidae. The record is from the annotation of a GenBank genome assembly.